CGUUAACAUCAGUAGCUAUGGGUAUUCCGUUGCGAUCGCUGUUUUUGGCUGCAUUGCUGCCUACGUUGAUAAGUGCUUGGUUCGAGUCAUGCGAACAACAGUUCCAAUUAACUGAAAAUGCAGAUGUUCGGCUUGUUUCACCUUUCUAUCCCAAUCAAAAUUAUCCUUCAGGAAGUUCUUGUCGUUACACGCUCAUCGCUCCUCUGGGGUAUAGUAUUCAAAUGACUUGUGAUAUUGAUAUCAGUACGGCGCAAGGUGCAUGCUCAACAGAAUUAUUCUACAUAUCGACCGAAGGUUUGACGGCCUUGGAAGGCAGUGAAUACUUCUGUGGUAAAGGAAGUUUGAGCCGUAACUCCCUGUUUAAUAAAAUUAUGGUUGCAUACACUUCUUCGAGCACUACUAAUGGGGGUAAGUUCGAUUGCCGAAUAAAGGUGGCAAAGCAGGACUGUGACUGCGGAUGGUCUCGAUCGCAAAAGAUUGUUGGAGGUGUUGAAGCUGGUAUCAAUGAGUACACAUCAAUGGUUGGAUUACUCGAUGUCGUAUUGGCAAGUGUAUUCUGCUCAGGUGUAAUAGUUAAUUACAGAUACAUUUUGACGGCUGCUCAUUGUGUUCAAAAUACGCCAAGCCCCCAACGCAUCCAAGCUUUAGUCGGUGACCAUAACUACAGAACCGGCCUUGAUACACCUUAUUCUCAAAUUUAUAAUAUUGAGAGCAUUGUGUGGCAUGAAAAUUACAACCAAAAUACUCGCGAUAAUGACAUUGCUGUGUUGAAAACUACCGUGGACAUGCAGUGGAACCGUGGUGUUGGGCCAGUCUGUCUGCCAUUCAACUAUUGGUAUUACGACUUCAAUAAACUGCAAGUAGAUGUAGCUGGGUGGGGAACUACCAGCUACGGAGGACCCACCAGUUCAACGUUGCGGCGAGUGACGCUAGACGUUAUAGCCAAUGCUAACUGCAAUGUUCAAUACGUCAACAGUCAAAAGAUAUGCACAUUUACACCCGGGAAGGAUACCUGUCAGUAUGAUUCAGGUGGUCCGCUGUAUCUGCGGGGUGAGCAACGGAUGUAUACGAUCGGAAUCGUUAGCUACGGAGGAGCCUGUGCUGCUUCUACUCCAUCUGUCAACACAAGAAUCACCGCCUAUUUGACUUGGAUACAGAGCAAAACUACGGAUGCGACCUACUGCGUAAAGUAGAUACUGGAAAAAAGACUCAUUUGAAACCCGUAAACGCUCGCAUAAAUCGACUUUUAUUCUAUUAAACUAAAUCAUAACUAAAAAUAGUAAACUUUGCGAUGUUUAGAUAUAUAGAUAUUCUAAGAUGCAUUAAUUUGUCAAUUCAAUAUAUAUAUUACUGCAAUAACUGCAGAACAUAAUUAUCAUAAAUAACAACCGACAAAUAUGUUUUGAUCAUACAAACACUAGCAUUACAUAUACUUUUAAGCUUUUUUCGAAAAAUUUUUGCUGGGUAAUAUUUA
Messenger RNA from Armigeres subalbatus, 1474 nucleotides. Its product is annotated as venom serine protease-like. Gene Ontology annotation, biological process: proteolysis. Gene Ontology annotation, molecular function: serine-type endopeptidase activity. Lineage: Eukaryota; Metazoa; Arthropoda; Insecta; Diptera; Culicidae. The coding region runs from base 18 to 1193 and encodes 391 amino acids. The record is from RefSeq and is a predicted model, not a curated record. The transcript is spliced from 2 exons.